Molecule: messenger RNA, 636 nt
Organism: Malassezia globosa CBS 7966
Lineage: Eukaryota; Fungi; Basidiomycota; Malasseziomycetes; Malasseziales; Malasseziaceae
Exons: 2
Coding region: 1-636 (211 amino acids)
Biological process (GO): protein folding
Cellular component (GO): cytosol; nucleus
Molecular function (GO): Hsp90 protein binding; Hsp70 protein binding
Source: RefSeq, a predicted model, not a curated record
AUGAGCGACAAGAAAAAUCCACUGGCUGAUCUGCCAGCUGAAGACGCGACAGAUGAGAAGGGCAACCCUUUGCUCUUCGCUGUUGACGGCGAUGAGAUGUUCCCAUUCUCCGUCGACGCCAAGACAAACCAGGUACAUACCAAUGCACACGACGUGUCGCUGUUGAAUCUCAUCGCCAACUGGUUGACUCUUUUGCCACCACAAGCACCAUUUCCACCGCCACCACACAUUCUGCAGAAACAACUGACGGAAAACAUCCAGGAAGCCAAAGAAAAAGGCAACACGGCCUUCCGGCAAAAGGACUAUGAGACAGCAAUCAAGCACUACACGUUGGGCGUUGCGAUGAUCACGAGUCGGCCGAUGUGGGAGUCUUGCUCACUCAUCGCGGAUGAACUCACCGUCAUGCUUGCCAAUCGCAGUGCUGCCAUGUAUGCGUGCGAGGCGUAUAUAGAGGCACUAUGCGAUGCAGAUGCUGUGGUGAAAAUCAAAGGUACAUGGGGCAAAGGCCACUUCCGGAAGGGCAAGGCCCUUGCUGCAUUGCAGCGUUAUGAUGAAGCGCGGGCCGCGCUGGAUCUUGGGCACCAGUGUGAGCCAGACAAUGAGGACUUUCUCAAGGCCAUUGCCGAGCUGCCGUAG